AUGGCUGGCAUGCUGUCUGGAGUAUUUUCGUUUGUAUCCGCAUCAUCAGGAUCAAAAAGCACCUCUUGCCGUAAAGUUACUGCUAAUGGUGAUGGUUUUGUCUGCUUAGACCAUAAUAAUAUUGAAGAUAUGUUACCUGAAUACGAAAGAAUGAACCACUCAGUGGACAUUGAGUUUCUUGGACGUGGUAUAGGACGUGCUUUUGGUGAAAAACAUUGGGCAUGGCUUCUCAAAGGUGAACAAUUCUACUGUACAAUCGAGUACGGAGAUGAAGGGAUCAUUAUUCAAUAUUUUAACAAAAAGCGCGGCAUCAAAACGGCUUGUGCUGCCAUAAUGGGUGAUUCUAAUACAGUUGAUUAUGAUGACAAGUUUGAAACUAGUAUGACUUUGGGUGAGAUUUUGGAAGCUGUCCAUGAAAUGGAGGAUUUAUGGAGAAAAAGAAACUAUGAUUCAACAGAACACAACUGUCGAGACUUUGUCCGCGCACUUGGUAGAUUGAUGGAUCGAUCAUUUAAUCCGCCGAACGCUGUACUUGACUCACUUGUUAGACUCGCUACUCCGAUCAAUACUGUAUUUCCAAAACGAAGAUCAGUUAACUAA
Messenger RNA from Adineta ricciae, 600 nucleotides. The record is from the annotation of a GenBank genome assembly. Lineage: Eukaryota; Metazoa; Rotifera; Eurotatoria; Adinetida; Adinetidae.